CACAAAAUGUCAAUGAUGUUGUCAAUGACAUGACAGCUUGGCUUGUAUUUCGGUAUUUGGAUGUGUUUUUGUCAAAAACCUAAAAAUAUUCUUAACUAUUCGCACCCUCAAAGCUAAUAAAUGCUAAUUUCAUUGAAAAUCUACUGAAUUAAGUGUUUAGCACUGCAUUGGCUCUAAAUCUGGUGCAGUAUAUGGAUACAUAUUUUACAGUCUAUUGAAUUUUUGUAAAAUUAUGAACGAUUAAUCAUUCUUGCAUGUUAUGAAAACUGGUAGAAAAUGGUUCUGAAUAGUUGUACGAAACCACACUAUAAGAUGGAGGAUGGCAUGGACAUAGAGGAACAUGAUCUGUUGAACAACCCUACUGUGAGGAGUGUGUUUCCAGAUCUUGCCAUUCUCAAACAAGAAAUUAUUGAUUUUGAUACAAGUGAAGGUGUAGCACCAGAAACAUUUACAACGUCGCCAGAAGUAUCAAUGAGAAAUGAAAACAAAAAUCAACUACACAAUUUAACAGUCUAUAGUGGGGAUCAUCCUACCGAGUGCUCCACUCAAGACCGGGAUGUGAAACCUGACCACCUGUGUACUGACAUGGAUGACACAAUAACGGUCAAGCGCAACAGUUUGACAGAAUUUCAUGAAAUUGAAACUGUAAUCAAGAAGGAAUCAGAGAAUGUUGUACCAAAUGAAUUGCCAUUUUACAGGAACAGGAUUAUACUUGGCAAGAUACAAGUAGAUGAGUCUGACGAAGAACGAGAAAUUGAUGCACCAGGCGACUCUAAUAAUGUUGUUAACAACAAAACAAACAAUGAUCAAGAUUUGGCAGUGUCAAUAUACACUGAUGUAAAUAGAAGCAUGAGGAUAACUAAACAGUAUUAUGAAAUGGAAAAAUGUUUGGGAGCGAAAAUUAUUUUAACAAACUGUUAUACAACUCUAUUGAACAACAACUGUUACUGUGCUCAGUGUGCAGUGUUGUUCCCCACCACUGAAGCGUAUAGUGAACAUUACACAAGCACACACACCGAGACCACUCACUCAAAUAAAGCCUCGGCUUCUCUUGUGAAACGUAAACAAAUCAUAUACCCACGUGAGAAAGCAUUUGUGUGUGACUCCUGCACGAAAACAUUCAGCAAAAAAACCAGCUUGAUAAAGCACAUUUUAAUUCACACUGGCGAACAGCCAUUCGAGAGUGACAUUUGCAAGAAAACAUCGAGGCAUCGGACUGCAAUGAAAAGACACAAGUUAAUACACACUGGGGAAAAGCCCUUCCAUUGUGACAUUUGCACGAAAUCAUUCAACCAAAGGUGUUAUCUUAAGGAGCACAUGUUACUUCACACUGGUGAAAUAUCUUUCGAGUGUGACAUUUGCACGAAAAUAUUCAGGCACCGGUCUUCUUUGAAAACACACAAGUUAGUUCACACUGGCGAAGAGCCAUUCCAGUGUGACAUUUGCACGAAAACAUUUAGACUAAUAAGUCAUUUGAAGAACCACAAGUUACAUCACACUGGAGAGAAACCUUUCCAGUGUGAAAUCUGCAAGAAAACAUUCAAAUAUGUAUCAGCUUUAAAACAACAUAAGUUAACUCACACUGGCGAAAAGCCAUUCGAGUGUGACAUUUGCAAGAAAACAUUUAACCAAAUAAGAAAUUUAAAGAUGCACAAGUUACUUCACACUGGCGAAAAGCCAUACAAGUGCGGUGAUUGCAAAAAAUCGUUUAGGCACAUGAAUUCUUUGAAAAACCACGAAUUGAUCCACACGGGAGAAAAGCCAUUUCAGUGUGAAACUUGCAAGAAAAUCUUCAUUUAUCUAUCAGCUUUAAAACAACACAAGUUAACUCACACUGGCGAAAACCCAUUCUUGUGUGACAUUUGUAAGAAAACCUUCAAUCAGCGAAGUGCUAUGAAAAGACACAAGUUAAUACACACUGGUGAAAAGCCAUUCGAGUGUUUAACUUGCAAGAAAACCUUCAGAUACCUCAGUCAUAUGAAAGUGCACACUUUAAUCCACUCUGGAGAAAAGCCAUUCGAGUGUGACAUUUGCAAGAAAACAUUUAACCAAAUAAGAAAUUUAAAGAUGCACAAGUUACUUCACACUGGCGAAAAGCCAUACAAGUGCGGUGAUUGCAAAACAACGUUUUGUCUGCUUGGCAAUUUGAAAAAGCACAAAUUGAUCCACACGGGAGAAAAGCCGUUCGAGUGUGACAUUUGCACGAAGACAUUUAACCGAAGAAGUCACUUGAAGAGGCACGUGUUACUUCACACUGCAGCACAGGCAUAUGAUUCUGAUGCGUCAGAAAAAUUGUGAGAUCCGGGAAACAUGAGGAAACAUAGUACAUGACACGAUACAAACAUCGAUAGCAAAAUUAACUGGAGUACCCAUGUUGAAAACCUAAAAGUAAAGGGAAUAAAAGCGAUAAAUGCUCUCAGCCCCAUACUACAUUUUGAAAGUGCCCUGUUGGGACACCCUGUAUGUAUAGAUAUUGUUAUCACAAGUUAUUUACUUCAAUCUAUAAAGAUAUAGUGCAGGUGGGUUAUUCCGUAUUUCGUAUAAUUUCGAUUUUGCCGAUUUCUUCCAAACGCAGCGAUACUUUGAACCGUGGAACAAACCCAAGCAAGAAGAUUAAGUUGCCAUCAAAGUGAAUGGUUCCACGGUUCAAAGUAUGGCUGCGUUUGGAAGAAAUUGGCAAAAAUCGGAAUUACCCGAAAUUCGGAAUAACCCACCUGCACUAUAAGACAUAUUUGCCUUAACGUAGUUACACCACACAACAGUUAUUACAUUUAUUAGCUAAAUGUAAGUUCAAUCUAUUUAUGUACCUACCUACAUGCAACAAUAAAUAAAAAACAAAUUAUUAUAAAUAUAAUUCUUUAUUACCUCGCAUAUAACAAUGUUUCAGUUCAGUUUUGUUCAUGUCACUUGUAAAAUAAUAUGCGAGUGGGUGUGUGUAUUCCUUUUUUAUUCCUUUCACCAUGAAAACCAAUUCAUGUUUUGAUAGUAAGCAAAUCCUUUCAAUUGAUCCCUAGCGGCAUCAUAAUGCACUUGUGAUGAUAAAGUCAUUUCGUCCAAGAUAAUAGUGCAUCAUUUAUCCUCGUGAGGCAAAUCUUUGACGACAUUUAUCAGUUUGGUACACAUAGUAUUUUAAUCUUCAGC
Molecule: messenger RNA, 3141 nt
Organism: Plutella xylostella (diamondback moth)
Lineage: Eukaryota; Metazoa; Arthropoda; Insecta; Lepidoptera; Plutellidae
Source: RefSeq, a predicted model, not a curated record